Messenger RNA from Salvia hispanica, 909 nucleotides. The record is from RefSeq and is a predicted model, not a curated record. NCBI's taxonomy places the organism in Eukaryota, Viridiplantae, Streptophyta, Magnoliopsida, Lamiales, Lamiaceae.
AUGUGGGGACCUAAAGCAAUUAAAGUACCUCCUGAGGAUCCAGAGGAGUUCUCUGUCAUAGCAAUUCAAGUUCCCUUUGGUUCUUUAGCUAACCAAGAACGUUCAGAGAGUCAAUCAUUUGAUACGGUAGUUCUUGAACCUACUAAACUUUGUUACAGACCAAGUCGAAAGGGAAGAGUUCUACCCCAACCAAUAAAUCCGACAAAUGUGUCCCGGCACUUGAAUAUAAGAAAAAAGGUGAUUGUGCAGAAGCUCCAUCAAGAAAAAGAGGUGAUUGCGGCAUGGGUCAGAAAAAACCGACGUUUUUGUUGCAGAAUCUCCGUCAAAGAAAAAGAAUGUCCCUGCAGCAGCCACAAAUCAGAAGAAAAGAAACGACUUAGCCCUUGCUGUAAUUCGGAAAAAAGGGAUGACUGUUUUACAACAGAGAGUCCAAAGAAGAGGGACGACCGCCGCCUAGCUGCGGUGCAUCACAAGAAAAGAGACGACACUUUAACAGAUGAGAGCUCUGAGGAAGCUAGUGGCCGCAGGAAGCAUCAUAGGCUAUGGACUAUUUCCGAGGUCAGAAAAUUAAUCGAGGGUGUUUAAUACGGAGUUGGUAGAUGGAGUCGAAUAAAGAAGCUCUUCUUUGCAGCAUCCGCUCAUCGCACAUCCGUAGAUCUCAAGGACAAAUGGCGGAAUCUGUUGAAAGCCAGCGGUAUGCAGGAACAAGGGAGUCAGCAGGGAGAGAAGAAACGGAAUGUGGCGUGGCGGCCCUCUGCCAAAGCCCAUCCUGCGCCCGCGCUGGAACGGGGCGACAAUGCAUCCUUACCCGAAAGGGGAGGGGGGCGACAAAGGUGCUGCGCGCGAUUUCACACGGAUAUAACGCUGAGUGACUACAGAAGAAUCCUAAGUAGUGUUAAUGGGAACUGA